Molecule: messenger RNA, 1293 nt
Organism: Necator americanus (New World hookworm)
Lineage: Eukaryota; Metazoa; Nematoda; Chromadorea; Rhabditida; Ancylostomatidae
Exons: 10
Coding region: 1-1293 (430 amino acids)
Biological process (GO): [2Fe-2S] cluster assembly
Cellular component (GO): mitochondrion; cytosol; nucleus
Molecular function (GO): pyridoxal phosphate binding; cysteine desulfurase activity
Source: RefSeq, a predicted model, not a curated record
AUGUUAGCGGGACGGUGCGUAAGCUCAUUGACACGCAUGUGCGCUCGCCCACUUGCAACUCAAGCUGUUGAUCCCGUCGCACCCUCUCCCAUUUAUCUUGAUGUACAAGCAACUUCACCGAUGGAUCUUCGUGUGGUCGAUGCCAUGCUGCCAUAUAUGGUGAACGACUACGGAAAUCCGCAUUCACGAACUCACGCAUAUGGUUGGAAAGCAGAAGAGGCAGUAGAGAAGGCGCGGACUCAAGUCGCAGCAAUCAUAAAGGCAGAUCCCAGAGAAGUCGUAUUCACAUCUGGUGCUACAGAGUCAAACAAUAUUGCCAUCAAAGGAGUAGCGAAGUUUCAACGCCAUACUGGGAAGAAUCACGUUGUCACUUUGCAAACGGAGCAUAAAUGUGUGCUGGAUUCGUGCCGUUCAUUGGAGACUGAAGGUUUCAAGGUCACAUAUCUUCCUGUAGAUCAUGGCGGAAGAGUUGACUUGAAGGCACUUGAGAAAGCAAUAACCCCAGAAACUUGUUUGGUGUCGAUUAUGUCAGUGAACAAUGAAAUUGGAGUGAUCCAACCUAUAAAGGAAAUUGGGGAAAUUUGCCGUGCUAGAAAGGUGACUUUUCAUACUGACGCUGCUCAGGCUGUUGGGAAAAUUCCACUCGAUGUAAAUGAUCUGAAAGUCGAUGUGAUGUCUAUUUCAGGCCAUAAAAUUUAUGGUCCAAAAGGUGUUGGGGCAAUCUAUGUUCGUCGCCGACCUCGUGUUCGGCUUGAGGCUCAGAUGAGUGGAGGAGGACAAGAGCGUGGUAUUCGAUCUGGCACGUUGCCAACCCCGCUUUGCGUUGGUUUGGGAGAAGCAUGCCGAAUCGCAAACGAAGAAAUGGAAAUGGAUGCAGCCCAUGUGCAACGCCUUUCGGAGAUGCUGAUAAAUGGCAUACAGUCAAAAUGCAGCGACAUAAUUCGAAAUGGAGACCCUGCACAUGCUUAUCCAGGAUGUGUAAAUCUUUCCUUCGCUUAUGUUGAGGGAGAAUCUCUGCUAAUGGCUCUAAAAAGUGUUGCCCUGUCUUCCGGAAGUGCAUGCACUUCUGCAUCCUUGGAACCUUCAUAUGUUUUGCGCGCAAUCGGUACUGGGGAGGACUUGGCGCACUCAUCUAUCCGAUUUGGCAUUGGUCGGUUCACUACAGAAGAGGAGGUACAACAUACGAUCGAUCUAUGUGUGAAAGAGGUUAAACGAUUACGCGAUUUAAGCCCGUUAUGGGAAAUGGUACAGGAGGGUAUUGAUCUGAAAAGUAUUCAAUGGACUCAGCAUUAA